AUGCCAACUCUCUUUCGUCACACCAGUAGUAUAAUCUGCUUUUUCUGUAGGUCUACCAUCAAGCCUGCACCGCCAGAUCAACGAUCUUUUCGUUGUCCGCACUGUGACUGUUGGAACCGCUAUGAUGCGAACGGCGAAAUCAUGUCAGAUGAACCUGCCAUGCAUGAUGAAUCCCUGAACUCAAAGUCUUUUGCCAAACGAGCCUCUCCCAGCAAAGACCGCCUGCCAUCCAUGUACGGAACCGGUCAGUUUUGUCAUACAUGCCAGACAAACCAAAUGCUCUUGGUCAACCUUCUCUCAAACUACCUACCGCCACCACAUCAUCCGGACUACGCACAUCGUUUGGAGAAACUUCCAGAAUAUCGUGAAUCGUUGCACGUCCGAUAUCCUCCGGUGUGUGCCAACUGUAUGCCUGCUGUCGAAGAGGAGAUUAGAAAGAAAGAUCACAUGGCUCGGACAAAGGCCUUGGGCGGGUGGUUAAAUGACAGUAGAGGCAAGGAGAAGCAGAAACAAGUUUCGGGAUCCAACAGGGAAAGGGAAAAACUUCAGACUCAUUUGUUUCUGUGGAGACUAAGAGGGCUUCUGUGGUUUAUGACGUUAGCGGUGGCUGUUGUCGUUCACUCAUCUGUCAUCUUAAAAUUCCAUUUUCCCGAUGUACUAGGUCAUGUGCGACAGGCUCUUCCUCUUAUCGCUCUAUGUAGUCUAUUUUGGACUGCAUGGGACCCGACAUACUACUCCUUCAGGAAGGCGCGAAUGCAAGGUCGUGAUAUCCGCGUUCGGGGCAAGAAACAUUACAUUAUUCUGCAAAUGACCGCAUGGUUCUCCAGAUUGCUCUCGUCUAUUCUUCUCACACUAGCAUUGUACUCGCCUUCUCGGGACUACUUGCAUUUUUCGCGAUAUCCGAAUUCAUCACGAACGCAUUACUAUUGUCUAAUAUCACUCAUCGCUGAAGUUUCCAUCUUUGCUACCUCAUUCGUCGCGCUGCGUGUACAGAAACCCCCGCCAAUUCGCUUGAUUGAUACCUCUAGUCACCAGCAUCUAGCCGCCUCUCCACAUCCUACGCCUGAACUCUCUCCUCGUCCUUCGCCUGCACCCCACACGCGAACCGCUAGCGAACCAGACCUCCUCGCAUCACUCUCACUCUCAUCAAAUCCCAUAAUCUCACCUAGUAACCCGAUAUUCGGCCUUCCUUCUCUCAUGGCAUCCAACUCCACGUACACAGGCUCUCAAACGAAAGAUGAAGACGACGAUGACGAUGCUAUGGACUGGACCCCUACGGUUCCUUCUCCCGUAAAGCCGAGGAAUAUUCUUCAUGACGAUGAUGAUGGUUCGUGGGUCAGGCCACAGCGCUUCUUCCCUCCAGAACGGCCUACGGGCCUGGAGUCCUUGUUCGCAAGUACCAAAUUGGACGAUAGAGAUCAGAAGCCUUCGUCUGAUGCACAUCCCACGCAUAUACGAACUACCCUACGUCUGUUUGUGACACGCUGGUGGUGGACAGGUGCUGCGUUGAUCCUCGUCCCUCUCGCCGCUUUAGGGUUCAAUUUCUUGCAAGAAAUGCAAACGACGCGAAGGAAAUUGACCUAA
Molecule: messenger RNA, 1584 nt
Organism: Suillus bovinus
Lineage: Eukaryota; Fungi; Basidiomycota; Agaricomycetes; Boletales; Suillaceae
Product: Ima1 N-terminal domain-containing protein
Exons: 6
Coding region: 1-1584 (527 amino acids)
Biological process (GO): nuclear inner membrane organization
Cellular component (GO): chromosome, centromeric core domain; nuclear inner membrane; mitotic spindle pole body
Source: RefSeq, a predicted model, not a curated record